AUGCAGCACCUGUUCAAGUAUCAAGAAAGCACACUCGGAUACCUUCUGUGGCCGGGGCAGUUUGUUGACAAGGCCCUUGGGGAGCGGGUGUUUCGGGCAGCACAGGCCAGUGUCCCAUCUUUUGAGGCAUGCAUGACAGAAGUUUCAUUUACUUCUGAAGAGGUUUCUACGAAGCAUUUUCCAAGUGUGUGCACAGUUCUGAAGGCUAUGCACUUACAGUAUGACGAGCCUGCUGAAAGCAUCAAGCAUCUCGAUACCCACAUAUACUUUAUCAUCGAGCCGCAGCUGCGAGACAUUGCUUCGACUUACCUGCACGGGCUAGUCAUUUACGCUCUGCCAGGUGACGUAGCUGAUAAGGUAACUCAGAGGAGCUUUUGGGACGUUCUCUCGAACCAUUUGGAAUCGUGCAAUGAUCCCAGACAGCUAAGGCGUAGCUACAUAGAAGGCAAUCCGUCGUUUUUGCUACUCUACAUGGGAUAUACCCAAGGGUGCGAUCACUGUAUGACAGGUGUGCUUCUAAGAGUGGAGGGGUUAAACUCCUCCCUUGGAUUUGAAUCAUCAACCAAAGUGUCCUGCAAGGCUUGCUACGAGACGGUGCUUCUAGAUAACCAGAUAAUUGACCCUGUUGAUUGGACCAAAGUAGACACCAUUGAGUGCAUGCACUGUCACUUGGACCACUCUAUCCAUAACUGUGAAACUGAUAAAGACGAGGUCCCAUGUACAGGGUGUGGAGGGUUAUUGUUUCGCCAUGGGUGCUCCAAGUGCAUGGUCUUCACUACCGAGUACGGCUGGGAACACUGCCGAAAGUGCGACACGUGUCACCGCCGUGGAACACCCUGUGCAGCUUCAGACGACCUUUGCGUGCUGUGUCAACUGCCACUCUCUGAUCCCCGAUAUUCUGUUGCACAGCUCAAGUGUCAUAAAGCCCACAUGAUCCAUAGCACCUGCCUGCUGUGUAACAUUGUUAAUGGCAACGAUCGAUGCCCGUAUCAUUGCGGCUCUGUAUUCACGGCUGUGAAGGGGGUAGCAUAG
Molecule: messenger RNA, 1032 nt
Organism: Giardia duodenalis
Lineage: Eukaryota; Fornicata; Diplomonadida; Hexamitidae
Exons: 1
Coding region: 1-1032 (343 amino acids)
Source: RefSeq, a predicted model, not a curated record